GUUGAACUUCUGAGCCACAUGGCGUAAUAGACAAUCAGGAGGUCGACGUAAUUUCCUGCGUGAAUUUUGCUUCAGGCAAUGGCGAGCUGGUUGAAAGCCGCAGAAGGGCUGCUGGAAGCAGUAGAUAAGAGCGUGUCCAAGACUGUGGGAACGCUCGGGCUGACAGAAGGCGAGGCGCCGGACACCACCUUCCAGGGCGAGUUCGCUGCGCCAGGUACUGGCGGUGCCCCCGCAGCAGCGCCACGCGCGCAGCCCUCUGCUGGCCAGGCCACCGCGUACACGGCCUACCCCUACCAGCAGACCUCAACGACCACUAGCCAUUCCCACCUUUUGGGCAGCGCUGCGCAUCCUGGACUGGGGUCCGGCAGCGCUUACUCAGGCAGCACAGCUGCGGCUGCGGGCACGAGCGGUCGGGGUGCUGAUGGCGGCUUCACGGUCAAGUCUGACGCACCCAUUCCGUUCGGCAGUAAACCGCCUCUGCCGCCACCCAGCACCUACAUAGCCGGCAUCAGUCCUAGCAGCUCACAGGCUGCGCUGUCUGGAAUGUUAGGAGGACCGCCGAGCACAGGCAGUGCCGGCGCUGCAGCACCAGCGGCAGCGGCACCAGCGCCCUACUCGGCACCGCCAGCACCACCUAGCGGCAUCGGUGCUAGAGGGACAGAGCGUAUCAGCGGUAGCGGUGCAGUAAGGCCGCCUGUUGGCGCAUCAGCCUAUGUACCGCACUUAGCUGCUCCUGCAACGACGGCCAGCGAUGUCGUGCAUUCAUCUGCAGCCUCGCAGUCCAUACACAAGCCGCAUGCGGACCUCGAUGCUGGUCAUAGUCUUCCGGCUGGGACACACCACAGAAGCGGGUCCAGCGAAGCGAGCGCUACGGGCUCUGCGCUCACCAGUGUAGACACAGCGGCUGCAGCAACCACGCCACCGCCCGGAAGCUCAGGACUCGCACCCACAACCAGCGGUCAUGCCACGUCAGCAGCACCUGCUGUUGCCGGUGGCCCCUCCAUGCGCCGUGUGGGCAGCUCAGGCGCCGACGAUGCGGCUGUGGGGCCAAGGCGAGGGAGCGGCUCCGGCGAGCCCGCGGCAGGCGCAUCUGGUGUAGCCGCCGCGGUCACGCCGGGUGCCGCUGCAGCCAUGGCGGCUGCAACGCUAGCUUCCGCCACAGCCGCUGUCACCAACUCGCUAUCAUUCUUCAACCUUGGCGGCGACGAGUCGGAAGCAGGUGCGGCUCCUGGCGUGUCGGGGGCGGCGCCUGGAGCCGCUGGUGGUGAUGGCGGCGGUGGGCCUGCGGCGGGGCAGGUGCAGGCGUUGACUCGGACGGUGGAGCAGCUGAGGAAGCGGCUGGAGGCGUCGCGCCUGGAGAAUGAGCAGCUGGAGGACAUGCUGGCGCGCGCAGAGGUGAAGGCGCAGCAGGAGGCGGCGCUGGUAGCCUCCCUGCGUGAGGAGCUGUCGGGUCUGCAGCACUCACGCGCCAGCUCCGAGUCCACCCUGGCGGCGCAGCUGGCGGUGGCCAAGUCGGGCCUGGCGGACGUGAGCGGCAAGUACGAGGCCAGCCAGCGGCAGGUGCUGCUGCUGGAGGGCCAGCUGGCGGCGCUGGAGGAGAGCAGCCGGCGGCUCAUGGAGCAGCACAACGACCGCGAGGGAGGCAUGAUGGACGCGCUGCGCGCUGAGCUGUCGUCCGCCGAGUCACGGCUGGCGGCGGAGCGCAAGGCGCACCAGGCCAGCCGAGUGGCAGCGGCCGCGCGUGAGUCGGACCUGGAGGCGCAGAUCGCGGGCAGCACGGCGGCGCUGGGUGACCUCACCCGCAGCCUGGAGGACGCUAACCGCAAGGCCCGGGCGCUGGAGGAGGAGGUGGUGGCUGCCACUCGCGGCCGCAACGACUUGGCUGCACAGGUGCAGUCCCUGCGUCGCCGACUGGCGGACGCGGGCGUCGAGGUGGAGGACGGCUUGGGCACGGACGGCGAGGGGCCGGUGAUGCGUUCACCGGGGCUGGCUGCCAAGAGCGCGGCGGCCGCUGCGGCAGCGGCGGCUGAGAUGGAGGUGCUGCGUGGUGAGCUGUCCCACCAUAAGCGCGCGGCGGAGCUGGCGAAGCAGGCUGCUGAGGCGGGCCAGGCGCAGGUGGCGGCCAUGACGGCGGAGCUGGAGGCGCUGAGGCACAGCAUCGACCAGCGCAAGGACACUGCCCAGCUGGAGGCGCAGCUGCGGGAGGUGUCGGACAUGCUGUAUCUCAAGCAGACGCAGCUGGAGCGGCUGGCAGCGGAGAAGGCGGCGCAGCAGCUCAAGACGGAGCGAGAGCUGGAGACCGUGCGCCAGGAGCUGGCCAAAUUGACUCGGGCCACGGUGGGCCAGGGCGGGGGUGGCGGUGGCGGCGGCGGUCUGCCCACCAGCUCGCUGGCGUCCGCGGGGGCGGCCCACGACGUCAUCCCUAUGGACGCACUGGGAGAGCCCUACCAGCGACUGGCUAGGAACAACAAGGUGGGCAAGGCCGUCAAGGCCGCCGCCAACUUCCUGGACUCCACCGCCUCCACCACCAGCUACGUGCUGCGGCAGUACCCGCUGGCACGACUGGGCGUGUUCGCCUACGUGGUGCUCAUCCACCUGUACGUCUACCUGCUCAUUGCGCGCAUGCAGCGCAUUGCCACGCACUGGGAGGCCAGCAUCACCGCGGCGCCCCUGGACGGCUGAGAGCUGUUGUGGGUGCCCGGUGGGGUAAGGCAGUAGCCGGGGGAUGUGAGGGAGGUGGUGAGUGAGUGAGUGGUGGGGUAUGCGUGGCGAGGCUGGCGGUCGCGGUAGCAGGAAACAGAACGGGUUACUGGGUGGGAACAGGCGCUGUCGGUUAGUACGAUCUGAGAUUGCCUUCUCCGAUGCGCAACGUAGUUCAUGGUCGUUGGUGAGUAAAGAAACGGCUGCGGUUGAGAGGAAGAGCCUGACAAGGCAGGAAUGGCUCUCCCUCUCAAGGCGAAAAGUGAGCUGCGCCCACGCCUCUUGAUGCAAUGUCUGAAGCAGAAGGUCUCGAUACUACCUCAUCUCCCGGAACAUAGCCGGGUCGGUUUGUAAAGGCACCGCGCG
Messenger RNA from Chlamydomonas reinhardtii, 3066 nucleotides. RefSeq lists its product as uncharacterized. The record is from RefSeq and is a predicted model, not a curated record. The transcript has 9 exons. Gene Ontology annotation, biological process: Golgi organization; retrograde transport, vesicle recycling within Golgi. NCBI's taxonomy places the organism in Eukaryota, Viridiplantae, Chlorophyta, Chlorophyceae, Chlamydomonadales, Chlamydomonadaceae. The coding region runs from base 79 to 2682 and encodes 867 amino acids. Gene Ontology annotation, cellular component: Golgi membrane; Golgi cisterna.